AUGUUUACUAAUCAAUUUACUACAUUAUUUCAACUCAAAUUCAACUUGAUGUAUUUAUUAAUUUUGACUUUGAUUAAUUAUUUUUUGUGCAACAAACCUUUUGUGGUGUUAUUUUUGAGGUUUAUUGACUUUUAUUUACUUGCUGAACUUUUACUGCUUGCGGGUUUUACAGGUUUUUAUUUUUUUUUAAUUUAAAAUUUUUUUCUUUAUUUUUCUUUUCGGUCUCAUUCCUUCUAUUUUCUGAAUUAUUUGGGCAUUCAUUAUUUUAUGAAAGGUUCCCCCUCUUUUCUCCCCUAAAAAAUUAUUUUCCCCUUUCAUUUAAAUUAGCUUCUCUCUCCCUCCUCAAUUCCUCAUUUUUCCGAUUUCCGUGCCGUAAAGCUCAAAUUUCAUCUCCCCCUACUUUGUUUCUUAUUUUGGGAGG
Molecule: messenger RNA, 421 nt
Organism: Meloidogyne enterolobii
Lineage: Eukaryota; Metazoa; Nematoda; Chromadorea; Rhabditida; Meloidogynidae
Source: the annotation of a GenBank genome assembly